AUGGCCACUGAUUCAGCGCCAGCGUCCCUUCCUCCGGAGGCUAUCGAAUUCGCAGGGUGCAUGUACAACGCCGCACGAGCCGGAGAGAUUGAGAUAUUUCAACAGGCCUUACCAGCCGGUCUCCCUCCUAAUUUGACUAACGAAAAGGGGGACUCAAUUCUUAUGCUGGCAGCUUAUCAUGGGCACGCCGACCUCGUCAAACUUCUUAUUCAACAUGGAGCCGAUCCGAAUCGUAUUAACGAUAGGGGUCAAAGCCCCUUAGCGGGCGCCGUUUUUAAGAAGGAGGAUAGUGUGAUCGAGGCGCUAUUGGAAGGCGGUGCUGAUCCAGAGCAUGGUUCGCCGUCUGCACUUGCCUGUCUAGCCAUGUUUCAACUGGAGGGUCAGUGGGGAGACAAGUUUACAUCGGCUCCAGGGAGAGGGAAAGCUGGAAAGCCCGCAUCCUUACCCAAUACCGACGCCAACCAGGCAAGGUAAUGCUGUGGGCAAAUGAGGCUGUGGAAUUCUAUAGGACCUCUUAUGUCAGGCGAUACCCUAGGUGUAUUUCCAUGAAGGGGGUACUCUAAACAUUGAUGUUGUGUACCUAUCUAUAGCUUUAAAUAUCAACCACAAAAGCCUCAGAUCCUUCGAUAUUUUACGAUCACUAUUUACCUCAAGAUACUCGUACAACACAUAGUUACUCUUAACUAG
Molecule: messenger RNA, 687 nt
Organism: Daldinia loculata
Lineage: Eukaryota; Fungi; Ascomycota; Sordariomycetes; Xylariales; Hypoxylaceae
Product: ankyrin
Exons: 3
Coding region: 1-474 (157 amino acids)
Molecular function (GO): protein binding
Source: RefSeq, a predicted model, not a curated record